AUGACCACUGCUCUGAGACACAUGGCUACUGUUGCUGAACAAUUGCGUGUACAAGGCUACAACACCGAAGCAAACAAGAUUGGUCAAUUGAGCGUGCAGCUGGUGCAGGAGUUUAAUGAUGCAUCCAUUCAGUUGAAAGAAAAGGGCUCAAAUGGCCACUAUCCCCUAGCAAUUCUUGCAAGUGAUCCAUAUACCCUGAAUAAAGCAUCCACUAGCGCAAUACAGGGAGAUGGCGUGUUGCCAAAAGAGAAUGCCCCUGUCGAGUUCCGUCUCGACUAUCCGGCCAAGAAGAGCCCGCCGCCGUCAAGCAAUGGCUUUGACGCCAAAGUGCAGCUGAUAAACCCCAGCUCAUGGGCAAAAGUGGUCGCGACUAAAUCGAGUCUACAAAAUCCUGAGAGAUUAGCGGUCAGAGUAGGACGCGGGGGUAGAUCCAUCACACACUUUGGCCAGGCAACACGCACUGCUAAUCGUGUGAAGGGUGGAAAGGAGGGAAACGAAGUACACACUGACCAUCGUCGGGAAGAAAUCGGCCUUGAGCAUGGCAAAGGUGGCGUGGUCAAUAUUGAGGGGCCGGUGAAGAGCAUCCCUCGCUUUCUCAGCUACCUAGCUGUACGGGUUAAUGAGGGCCCUGUGUACGAUAUGAGUAUUGUGGACGACCACAAGGCUAUCAUUGUUUUCCAGUACGCUCUCCAUGCGCAGAUCUUUGUUGAUCGGAAUACCGAGUCGCAGGCGACCCGUGGCGAAUCCGUUUUCGGUUCCGGUGAUUGGGUUGUCAAGCUUGGACAGCCAAUGGACUGGACUGACACCAUGACACGCAUGAGCCAUCCGCAUCGUGAGCGCCGUCGUCUUACUUUUGUCCGCUCCAAGCUGUUCGCUGACCAGGCGAGCUACCAUAAAUGGAUCCGGGAGGUCGAAGAUGUAGCAGGCGUUGGAAACGUCGAUUUUGUAUGGGCAUUCAACACUGGGAAUGCUACGGCGGUAUUUUUCAGCGUAGCCGUUGCCCGCAAGGUCAUGCAGACAUUUACCAGCUGGCGCCAGAACCGCGGCUGCUAUGAAGACUUAGCAGUGACGUACUCGACCGAUCCCUGCGAAAAGGAUCUCCAGCUAACGACGCAGCUGCGCUACUUUGUCCAGCCUGCGCACCGCAGCUUUGAGCAGCAAUGCCCUGGCGACGGUGAACAUUCGGCUACUAAGAGGUCCUCCAAGGGGGAGUGA
Talaromyces proteolyticus is the source of this 1215-nucleotide messenger RNA. RefSeq lists its product as uncharacterized. The transcript is spliced from 3 exons. NCBI's taxonomy places the organism in Eukaryota, Fungi, Ascomycota, Eurotiomycetes, Eurotiales, Trichocomaceae. The coding region runs from base 1 to 1215 and encodes 404 amino acids. The record is from RefSeq and is a predicted model, not a curated record.